Toxoplasma gondii ME49 is the source of this 1573-nucleotide messenger RNA. RefSeq names its product Toxoplasma gondii family C protein. The transcript has 17 exons. The record is from RefSeq and is a predicted model, not a curated record. NCBI's taxonomy places the organism in Eukaryota, Apicomplexa, Conoidasida, Eucoccidiorida, Sarcocystidae. The coding region runs from base 369 to 1286 and encodes 305 amino acids.
CGCAAACUCCGCACGGAUUCUAUCGAUCGGAACGAGCUGCAUGCGCACAGGAGGGGGCAGUUCUUCUGAAAAUUUACCAUUUUCCCAUUAUUCAGCUCAAAACAGCUUCGGCUUACUAUAAAUAUAAAUGACUGGAACAGACGAAGUCACUCAAUUUGACUCAAGCCCUCGUAGGCGAUGUUGCCCGCGAAGAAGCGGCUCAUGAGUUGAAAAACGAUGAACGCUGCCCGGGUGAGCCAGCGUUUUUUCCGCUUGUAUCUAUACGGACCGCCUUACGCUCUUCCCGAUUCGACGCCGCUUUCGCGAUCAAGCAGGAACUUGUGACUGCUGUUCUCCCGGUGUCCUCCCGCUGAGGUCCACCCAGAACGAUGAAGCAUACAAUCGAUAGGGUCGUCGCAUCCCGGGGGGUGACCAACGGUGAAAAGAUAAUGGUGAACGUGAUUGGGACGAACCGUUCGGGAUUCUUCACUGGUUUCCCGCUCCCCUCCCAACUAAAGGCGAGACGUGGGCUGCUGCUUUAUGACUCGCGUGUCCUGCUAUUCUUGGUUGCGCUCUAUGUGACGGUCUUUACGGCGUUCGUUUCUUUCGAGUGUUCUACAUGUCGGAUCUGCACAGCCCUGGCUCACUCCUUCAUCGGUGUUGAGAUGGAUCCUGACUGGAGUGGUUCGCACAGUUGGACUGACAUACGAGAGGACACCACAGUCGAAGGAGACGGCGGCGCUACAGGGGCAGACGGCAGUGCUGCAGAAGUAAACUACGAGGCUCUCGGCGAGCUUUUGAUUGCGUAUGACGCCCUCGAAACAUUGCGAAAUCGGGCCAAAGCGGCGGGAGUCCUUGCACGUGUUUCAAGAGUCCAACGCGCCGGACGGACUUGUCCAAUAGCGGCCUCAGGAAUCCUUGCAGGUGUUCUCCUUUCUGUUCUUGUCGGCGCCCUCUUUCUCAAGAAGGGCCAAACUCCGGUUCAAGAAACUACACCAACUCCAAUUGCAGCGGCACCAGAGAAAACCGAGGAUGCUAUCGAUGGAGAGGAAGCAAUCAACCAGCUCGCUACCGAACAUGCUAAUCCACUGAUACGGAAGCUCGUGGUUGCUGAACUAGCAGCGAUUGCCGGUGCUGUUGCGCUUUACCUGAUGACAAUGCCUGAGCCUCUUUUACAGCCUUCCCAGCAACCACAGGAGCUUCAAGAAGAUGGAGCGAUGGAUGUACGUUUUUGCCACUUCAAUAGACGGCAACAAUCAAGCUUGCCUGCAGGGGCAAGAAGUAUUUCUCCAGAGAGCAUGCUGUAGAGCAGGUCAAGAACACGUAGACAUCCUAUAAGCCAGAACCGUGGAUCCGGUACUGAUAAACACUGAUGUGUGUAAACGGUGCUUCGAAAACUAUUCGGUCGAUUAACUUUCAGCAGGUAAGCGACAGGAACACAGUACCACGAUGUUCUGCUAGUGGAUUGCUGCUUUCUCAUUUGUGUGACUGUCCUAAACUGGCGAAGAAUUAGUGUAUGAACUUUGAGCUGAAUAAACGAAUGCUAAUUCAAAAACUGCAGUAACCACGAGAUGUAACACCUGCCACUGUGUCG